AUGGAAACGGACGUAAAUCAAGACAUUCAAGAUUAUUGGAACGAAGUUAAACAUCAUUCGGGAUCGGAAGAGAUAGGCGAAGAAGAUUUGAGUUCAAGAAGUUGCGAGGAAGGAGAACUCGAAACGGAAUGGCUCAAAGACGCGGGUCUGUCACACUUGACGGAACCCUUUCUGCACGGGCUAGAAGUUUCAGAAUCCGAAUUGGAAGGGGCUCUACUCGAUUUCUCCAAACUCCAAGCGGAGGCUAUCAAAAGACGAGUGAAAACGCUCAACAACACAAUACGUCAGAGACGGUCGAAAGCCAAACAUCGGAAAGCAGACGUGAGAGACGUUUUCAAAGAUUAUGAAAAUCACAGUUCGGGAUCACAAUCGAGAAGUGUCACUCCGGAUUCUUUAGAUUCCGUCGAAAUAAGAUUGAACGACGUUGAUUCAUUCACGACGACGAUACACUUACCUGGCAGCAACAUUUCCGGGGUACCAUGGAAACUGAAGAAACCUCUAUCUCGAGCACCCAGCGCUCCCCCGAUAAAUCAUGUAAAAAAAAAUCAAAACGUUCAAAAUCAUAAUUAUACGAAUCGUGAAAUAUUUAGAAAUUACGUUCCCGACAUUGCAGACUCUGUUUCAGACGGAUUACGACUCAUCAGUUACCAGUACCUAGGAACUCUACCGAGAAACAGAAGCGGGAGCGAUCCUCUUUACCUCGACGUGACCGUGGAAGAAUCGGAAAAAUUGGAUCCGUCGAGACUUCGAAAUCUUUCUCCGUCCAACGGUAGAAGGUUGAGCAGGAGUCACGGAAACCUUUUAGACGUAGAAGAAAAAUACAGCAUUUAUAAUAAUAAUAAUAAUAAUAAUAAUAAUUACAACGAAAGCGAAGACAGAACGUGGAUCGAUAGCUUGGACGAAGCCGACGUUUUACUUUUGAGGCCAAGAUUUUUGGCAGAAGUGACGUCACUAUUCGAUUCGAGCAACAAACCAUUGCAAAAGCGGAAACCGUAUAAAAGUAAUCGGAAAUCGGAUGGUGCCGUGUUCGGAUUACCAUUAAAUGUUCUUCUGGAAAAGGACGAAAGGAUAUUAUCGACUCAGGGCUCUCUUCUCAAAAACGUACCGUACAUAUUUCAAAAGCUCAUAAAUCAUCUCGAACAGCAUUCGCUCAAAGAUGAAGGAUUGUUACGGGUGGCUGGGCUCAAGGGAAGAACGGAAAUUCUCACAAACGCAAUAGAAAAUCAUUUUUAUUCGGACAUGAUAAAAGUCGACGAGAUACUUUAUCAGGUGACGUCACACGACGUGGCAUCAGCUCUUAAAAAACUUUUGAGAGACCUUCCGGAACCCCUUUUAACGUUUAAAUUUUUAUCCACGUUUUACGACGUUCACGAACUCGACGAAAACAAGAGGAAAACGGCGCUCAACCUUUUGAUUCUUCUCCUUCCGAAAGAAAAUCAAUCCACUCUCCGGUACCUCUUUCAAUUUCUGAUCAAAGUUUCACGUUUGGAAGAAUACAACAAAAUGGGAAUACACGGGAUAGCCACCAUAUUGGCACCGUCGCUUUUCCCUCCGAGGUUUGUGAGACUGUCAAAGGACGACAUGGCGUCGCAAGUGAAAUCCGCAGAGAUUUGCAUUGAAUUGACUGAAAUUCUUCUCUCGUACGGAGAGUCUUUGUGGGUCGUACCAAAGUACCUCGUGUCGCAAUUGCGAAGUUUGAAUCAAACGAGACAAGAGAGAAAGGAAAACAAUAAACCGAAGCUUCUUUUCGGUAAAGCGAGGCAUAAAAUCGUGAGUAGAGUUCGAGACGUUCAAGAUGGAGUCAUAAUCGUCGAAGCGAGUCAGUUCGGAAUGAAACAUUUUCCGAUUUGCAUAACGGAAACGACGACGGCUCGCGACGUUAUUUUCAAGAUAAUGCACGAGGGUAUGAUGUUGGCGGACAAGAAGAAAACGCCGCCGAGAGAAAGAUCUAGACCGCUGUCGGAAUUGGCACCCAGAGGCCUCGCUCUGAGUUGUUUCUUAUCAUCCGCCGCGCCGGAAAUGGCUCUACAAACUCAUUUCCUUUGCGAAGUCGGCGGAAACAUAGUCAAGAGAGAAUUGGAACACAGCACGAUAGUCGCGAGCGUAUUACGGGAAAAUCCAGGAGCAUCGUGGAAAUUACAAUGUCGUCACCGGAAUUGUCCGAAACGAUGA
This is a messenger RNA of Pediculus humanus corporis (human body louse), 2172 nucleotides long. RefSeq lists its product as uncharacterized. The record is from RefSeq and is a predicted model, not a curated record. Gene Ontology annotation, biological process: signal transduction; regulation of actin filament polymerization; regulation of small GTPase mediated signal transduction. Gene Ontology annotation, molecular function: GTPase activator activity. NCBI's taxonomy places the organism in Eukaryota, Metazoa, Arthropoda, Insecta, Psocodea, Pediculidae. The transcript is spliced from 13 exons. Bases 1 to 2172 code for a protein of 723 amino acids. Gene Ontology annotation, cellular component: cytoplasm.